This is a messenger RNA of Oppiella nova, 2925 nucleotides long. NCBI's taxonomy places the organism in Eukaryota, Metazoa, Arthropoda, Arachnida, Sarcoptiformes, Oppiidae. The record is from the annotation of a GenBank genome assembly.
AUGUUCACUAAUAUUCAGUCGUUAUUUGUAUUCAAUUCGUGGGCUAUCAUAUUACCCUGUAUAUUAUACGCCGUUUACAGAUAUUUUGCGCGAAACUUUGACUACUGGGCCAAACGUGGCAUACGGGGCCCGAAACCUUACAUUGGUUUCGGCAAUACUUUGCAUAAGUUUCUGAACCAAACCACUGAUCUGGAGGUCCAAUGGAUUUACGAAUUCGGCAAAAUAUACGGCAUUUUUGAAGGCAAUCGACCCAUACUAACGGUGGCGGACCCGGAGCUCAUCAAAAGCAUUUUGGUGACAGACUUUCACCUGUUUAACGAUAAGGAGGCGAACCCUCUGUUCCACUCGAAAGCCCACCCAAUACUGGCCACGAAUAUUGAGGUAAAGGUGGGCGACGAGUGGCGCCGACAACGGGCGGUACUCUUUAAACUGAAUCCAUGGGACGAUACGAGUGAUAGGAAAGCUUUUGUAGGACACGCUAACGACGUGUUCACACCGAGUCGACUGCGCCUAUUACUGUCCAUACUAUUGCCGAAGUCGGUGCUCAACGCCCUGGGAGUGAAACACCCGGUGCGCGAGUCGGCCAAUGAGUACUUCUUUUCGAUGACCCGACAUAUAAUCGCUGAGAGAAAACGAAAUACAAACAGUAUUUCAAACGAUUUCAUAGACUUAGCCCUCAAUGCGGCCAAUAUUAACACUGAGACUGAUAGUAAAGAUGAGGAUGACCAGGAUAUUAGUGCCACGAAUGGCAAAAGUAAUGGCACGAAUGGUGUUACCAAUGGGGUCACCAAUGGGGUCAACCGGAAAAUCAGCAAAACAGGGGAUAGUUAUAUGUCUGAGGACGAGGCACUGGCCAACAGUUGGCUAUUCCUGAACAGUGGGUGCAAAGUGGUCGCCACAACCCUAUCAUUCAUAGCCUACGAGUUAGCCCUACAUCACAAUCAUCAACAAAAAGUAUACGAAGAAGUGAUGGCUGCCAUCGGAUCUGAUGACAAAGACGUAGACUACGAGUCCCUCUCAAAGAUGCCAUUCCUCGAGGCCGUCAUCAGCGAGUCAUUACGACUGCACACCAUUUCCAUACGUAUGAGACGUAUGCCUCUCACAGACUAUAAGUUAGGCGACACCGGUAUUACACUUAAAAAGGGCGAUACCAUAGAGAUCCCAAUAUAUGCGAUACACCACUACGAACAGUACUAUAGGAACUACAGUGUGUUCGACCCCUACAGGUUUAUGCCCGAAAAUAAGGACAAACUGGUGCCAAAUGCAUACUUUCCGUUCAGCUUAGGUAGCCGUCAGUGCAUAGCCAUGCGGUUCGUGCACCUGGAGCUCAAACUGACUCUCAUUAACCUCAUACUGAGAUAUCUAACCCGUAAUUUUGACUACUGGUCCAAACGAGGUAUACCGGGUCCUAAGCCUAUGAUUGGUUUCGGAAAUAUUUUGCAUAAAUUCCUUAAACCAAUCACUAGUUUGGAGGUCCAAUGGAUUUACGAAUUCGGCAAAAUAUACGGCAUUUUUGAAGGCAAUCGACCCAUACUAACGGUGGCGGAUCCGGAGCUCAUCAAAAGCAUUUUGGUCACAGAUUUUCAUGUGUUUAAUGAUAAGGAGGGAAACCCUGUGUUCAACUCAAAAGCCCACCCAAUACUGGUUCGCAAUGUGGAGUCCAUGUCUGGUGAGGAGUGGCGUCGGGUGCGGACAGUACUGUCGCCCACUUUCUCGGCCUCACGGAUGCGUAAAAUGUUUGUCCAAAUGAGGAAAUGCGUGGACAGUAUGGUAACAGAGUUGGACACCCGGAUCACCACCACAUCCCAAUCCUAUACUGAGGUCAACAUCAUUGAUGUCUUCGACAGAUUGUCGGCAGAUAUCGUCACAACGUGUUUGUAUAGCUUUAAACUGAAUCCAUGGGCCGAUACGAGUGCUAAUCAGUUUGUGGUGAACGUCAACCACGUGUUGACCCCGAGUCGACUGCGUCUAUUGCUGUACAUAAUGUUACCUGAAUAUAUGCUCAGGGCCCUCUGCAUCAAACACCCGGUGCUGGACUCUGCCAUUGAAUACAUCAUUUCGAUGACCCGUCAUAUAAUUGCUGAGAGAAAGCGAAAUACGAGUAAUAAUUACAACGAUUUCAUAGACUUAGCCAUAAAUGCGGACAAUAAUAAUAAAAAGCUGAUGAGUCCGGGCUCAAAUGGUGUUAAGAAAGGCAUCAAAAGAGGGGACAGUUAUAUGUCUGAAGACGAGGCGUUGGCCAACAGUUGGAUAUUUCUGAACAGUGGGUGCAAAGUGGUGUCAACAGCCCUGGCAUUCCUGGCCUAUGAGUUAGCCCUACAUCCCAAUCAUCAGCAAAGACUAUACGAAGAAGUGAAGGGCUGUGUCGGCACUGGAGAUAAGGAAAUAGACUUCGAGUCCAUAUCUCAGAUACCUUUCCUCGAGGCCGUCAUCAAUGAGUCUCAACGCUUGCACACCAUUUCCAUACGUAUGAGACGUACGGCAGUAGCCGACUAUAUGUUGGGCGACACCGGUAUCACCAUUCGUAAGGGCGAUACGGUUGAGAUCCCGGUGCAUGGGGUACACCAUUAUGAGCACUACUACUCCAACUCCAAUGUGUUCAACCCCUACAGGUUUAUGCCCGAAAAUAAGGACAAACUGGUGCCCAACACAUACUUCCCGUUCAGUUUAGGUAACCGUCAGUGCAUUGCUAUGCGAUUCGUGUUACUGGAGCUCAAGACUACACUCAUUCACCUCAUAAUGAGGUAUAAAUUUAGUGACGACUGUCCACACCGACCGUCCCCUACGACUACUGUCCAGUAUUUUCCAUCACUCACCACAACGCCUACUGUUAGGCCUGGAAAGACGUGUUACAGACAAUUAAUUUUGAAUGUACCGAGGGCUAAUUUCCCAGAUAAAUAUUUACCCAGUUAUUUUAAUAUUAUC